This is a messenger RNA of Ananas comosus (pineapple), 5479 nucleotides long. RefSeq lists its product as uncharacterized. Gene Ontology annotation, biological process: regulation of transcription by RNA polymerase II. Bases 677 to 1906 code for a protein of 409 amino acids. Gene Ontology annotation, cellular component: SAGA complex. The record is from RefSeq and is a predicted model, not a curated record. The transcript is spliced from 2 exons. NCBI's taxonomy places the organism in Eukaryota, Viridiplantae, Streptophyta, Magnoliopsida, Poales, Bromeliaceae. Gene Ontology annotation, molecular function: transcription coactivator activity.
AAGAGGGAGAGCGAAAGUAUUUUUCUCUUUUAUUUUUAUUUUUAUUUUUAUUUCCCCCCCUUUCUUCCUCUACCGCGAUCGCGAAGAGAGAGAGAGCAAAUCCAAUAGUUCGAACGAGAGAGAGAGAGAGAGAGAGAGAGAGAGAGAGAGACGACGAAGUAAGCGAGGAGGAGGAAACCCCAACGAGCAUGAACACAUAGAGAGCGAAUUCGAGCUCUCCCCUCUCUCUCGUCGGAUUCGCCUUCGAUUCGAGCUUUUCUCCUCAGUUCGAGCUCCCAAAGUGGGUUAAUCGAUCGCGGAGCUUCGAGGCGACCUUCGGGCGCUUUUUAUUACCAAUUUGAUUGCCAAGGCGGGAGCUUUUUGGGGAUUUUCGAGCUCGGUACUGUAGCUGGGGUAUUUGUCGCGUUAGGGUUUUUUAUCCCACCCAGAUUUGAAUUCGGAAUUCCGGUAAUUUUCGAGCUUGGGAGCAUGUUUUAUUCAAUUGGGUAUUUUUCGUCUCCUCGGUUUAGGGUUUUAUGCCUUAAAUUCGAAAUAUUUUGACUUAUUUUGGCUGCAUUGUCGUGGUUUGGUGUUCGUGCAACUUCUAAUUGGAAUACAAAAAGUAGAUUGGGAGGAACCUGCGAAAAACCCUAAUUUUGUUGAUUUACUAUAUAAUAUGGCUACUUUGCAUUAAGAGAUGCCGCCCCCCCCGCCGCUCGCAGCGCCGCAGCUGCAGCCGCAAUCGCAGCACAAUCGGAUCAAUCUAAGUGAGCUGAAGCUGCAUAUAUGUACGAAACUCGGGCCGGAACGGUCGAAACAAUACUUCAAUUAUUUGAAUCUGUACUUGUGUCAGAAGCUCACCAAGCAAGAACUCGGCAAGCGUUGCCUUUCGAUUCUCGGCCGCGAGAACCUCCCCCUGCACAACCAGCUUAUCCACUCGAUACUUAAGAAUGCCUUAUUCGCUAAAACCCCACCUCCUCAAUCAGUUCACGAGAAGCCGCCCUCGAGAAAUUUAACCAAUUAUGGGAAGAAAGCAUCUCAAGGAGAAGAAGACGAACUUUUUCAAAAUUCAUUACCACCUCCGCUGCCUACGGUUUGGUGCAAUGGCUCUCGGAAGGUCAGGUCGAAUCACCGAGAAAGGAGGAUCAAAGAUCGCCCUAGUCCUCUUGGCCUGAAUGGUCAGAGUCAUACUUUAGUCCCCUCUAAUCAUGAUAUAAAGGAGAAUGGUGUUCUGGGCCCAUGCGAUUUGAAGAGGCCGGUGCGUGAUUAUCAAAAUGGGCCUGCCGAGCAGUUGGAAAAGAGACCAAGACUGGAAAACUCGUCGCUUCAAGAUCAGGCUGCUGUUCUGGGCAAGGGUCGAACCGAAGUUGGUUUUAUCGAUGACAGCAAAGAGGCGGAACAAAAUAAUGAAUGGUUUUCACAAAGAGGUCCUCUUAAAGCUCCUCUUGGUAUUCCUUUUUGUCCCGCCAGUGUGGGAGGGGCCCGGAGAUCUUUUCCUGUUAUGAUGCCUUGCACUAGCACUAGUAGUAAUGCUGAUAGUGGCGAGCUAUGUGAAACGGAGGCUUUGAGGAAAAGGAUGGAGAGAAUAGCAGAGGCACAGGGUUUAAGUGAAGUGCCGAUGGAGUGCGCUAAUCUGUUGAAUAAUGGGCUUGACGCUUACUUGAAGCGUCUAAUUAAGUCAUGUGUUGAUCUAGGUGGUGCAAGAUCCAGUCGCAAGUUACCGAAGUAUCCUAUACACAAUCAGCAACAUCAAAUGAAACCUCUUAAUGGAGUUUGGCCUGGUAAUCACACGUAUGUACAUAAUAGUCAAGGGUCUUCAAUAUCUCUACAGGACUUUAGGUUAGCAAUGGAGAUGAAUCCACAACAACUGGGUGAAGACUGGCCGUUGCUACUUGAGAAAAUUUCCUUCUGCUCAUUUGAAGAAUAAUGCUAAUUUCGGUUAGGAUUUCCAGAUUUAUUGGAUUGUGCAUGAGUGGGCUUCGAUAGCCUCGCGGGUGUGGCCUAUUUUGGGCCUAUACUGGAAGAAUUAAACAAAGUUAACAGCUCAUGUUUCCAUUAUUUAGCUCAAUCCGUCGAAAUAUAAUUUUUUAAUCAAGUACUGUAUGUCUCAGCAUCCACGAGGGACGCCUUCCGCAACCACUGGAGAUUUUAUGUAAUUUACAGCCGAUGCGGAGGAAAUCAGUUUUGCAGGAAUACUAAUAUGUAACUUUUUUAUAGUAUAAUCGUUAUUAUUAGGAGUCACGGGAUUAGGAUGUAUAUUGUCAACUCAUAGCUUUUCUUGAGUGGUCUAGUAGUGAGAUUUCCUACUAUUUCAUGUGUCGUGAUUAGUAUUUUAGUAUAACAAAUCCCAUUUAUAUGACACCUCGAAACUCAAUUGUGUGGAAAAGAAAAGCCAAAUAUUUGUUUCUGGGGAGAUAAUUUAGAUGGUUGCUGAAAUCAUUGUACACUCGUAGUUGAUAUAUUUCAAUAGUUUUGUUCUUUCUUGUUUUGGGAAAGCUGUAUUCUGUAGCAAGACAGGAUGAAUUCAUCGCAUCUUACUAAUUUGCUUCAUCACAUUUGUUUAUGCAAAUUUUAGUUUUUCUAAUGAAAUCUACUGACUUUAGUGGUUGUAUGAGUUUGAUGAAUAUUUAUACUGUUCUAAAAGUAGUUCAAGAAUUCUGAGAGAACUCUGCAAUUUUAUCAAACUGUGAAUCCUAGUUACUUAAACAUUGAAUGAUAAGUUAUGUAUUUGUUGCCUUCCAUGCUGCUUAAUUCGUCAAACAUGCCUUGAUAGGAUCCUGAACUUUUAAUGCCUAAUCAUUUCAAGAAUUUUCCUAUAAGCACGAAUUAAACACUUCCUUACUAAAGGCAUUUGUAUGGCAAUGAGGCAUUAUUUAAUCACAUAAAACUAUGUGCUAUUUAGAAUGGAUUUAAAUGAUAAAUAGACAUGUAAAUAGCACAGAAGUCGGGUCUAUAGUUACACUAAAAGCAUAUUUUUGGAAAUAAUGUGACAAGAUCAGUCAACGUGCAGCAUGAGUAUGGUAAAUCUUCUCCGCGUAUAAGCUGUGUACCAACAGCUAUUAAUUAUUGUUUUAAGACUGCUGUUAUUGCUUGUUGUGAAGUUGCAAAUUUUUGCUCUAUCUGAGCUUUUCAAAGCUUUUGUCUGAACAGACAACAGUGGUAAAAACAAUCUACAAUUGGUAAGAGAAAUAAAAAGGUUUCUUCUUGCAAUAUCAUUUUAAAUUAAGCUUGAUUAGUGGAUAUAAUAAGCAAUGCAGAAAUGAACAACUGUUUAUUUCAUUUGUAAUGUCCAUAUAUACGUUAUUACUGUAUCAACAGUUCUAUCAAAGUAGCAUAAGUAACAGAGAUGUAGAUCGUCUAAUUAUCAAGCUAUAAUGGAGAAAAUUGGAAGUUUUGUAACUUUAACUAAUUAACAUUUCGUAUGAUCUCGAACUUUUGUGAUUUUGAAGGUUUUUGCUGCAUUAUACUUGUGGCUUUGCUUAUUAAAUAGGUAAUCCCUCAUCUAGAUAUAUGUAUUUAUCAUUGUAGUUGAACUGUAAAUCUGCCAUCAGUACCUUUAUCUGAAAAGUGAAUUUGUCAUCAUUGUCUGUUCGGUGAAAAUUGGCUGCAUGCAAAGCUAUACUAUGCAUAAACGACUGAUCAUGGCAAAAGAAGUUGUUUAUACUGGUCUAAUAUGAUAUAGUAGCUUUAAAGCAAAAAUAUAUGUUAAGCAUAUAUUUAAUUGAUAGAUCAAACUAUUAAGCUACUUUGUGUAGAAGAUGUUGCAUCUUUUUUUACGUACUUCCAUGCCUUGUCAGCUGUGUAUAUUUCCAUUAUACUUCCAUGCCUUCUGAUGACAUAUUUAUUUGUAUCAGCUGUGUAUAUUUCCAUUAGAAACCAAGAUCUAAAGACAACUCAUGUUUGGGCCAAGAUUCUUACAACCUCGCAGUGUUUAUGACUUUAUGUUGCAUUAUACUUUAAUUUCAAGUAAGUUGGCUUACAUAUCACUUUUAAGUUGCAGGGUAUGGAUAAUAGCUGCAUAAUCAAGAAAGAGAGAACCUUUUCCAGCAGGCUUGUCUAAUUUUUAUGUUUAUUGUAUAUUUCAUCCAUUCAUGUGAUCCUUUUCUAUUACACAUAAUGUUAUUUGCCAAACUUCUCUGUCAAGUUUCCUGAUAAAAUUUAACAGUAAUCCUAAAUUCUGGGGUUAUUUGAGAGGAAAAUCGAAAUGCAAAAUUAAGAUUACAGCAAUUAGAAGUUGUACAAGGGUGAUGAGACAGAAGAAUUUGUAGAGGUGGUUUUGACAUUUAGCCAAAAUUACUUUGUGAAUCGGAAAUUGAUUAAUAUGGUAAUCGAGAUGAUUAUACUUGUGUUCAUAGGCACUACAUUUACUAACCUAAAUGAUGCUUUGUCAUACCACACUCUAGCUUAAUCAUCCAAAGAUAAACAGCAUUUUGUCUUCAUGGAUAUGUAGGAUAAAGUGCUUGAUUUAGCAAGCUAAAUGGAAGUUUUAAACGCAGAAGGUGAAUCAUCUCCUUUUGUAUAGCAAGUGCUUAGGAGUCCUUCAUUCGUGGUUUCCUAAUUGGGACAGAGCCAAUCUCUCUAAGUCCCUUGUAAGUGUACUUUCUUUUUUCUUUUAUUUUUGGAAGCUUAAUCCCUGAACUAGGAAGAGAAAAUCUUUUUGUUAUUUAUAUCCUUUAGUUAAUAAUCAUGUUUUAACUUUAUGAUUGUGAAGCCAUGUGUAUUAUUCUUGGCAGGUUUUGCUUCUUAAGAUGAAGCAGUUGCAGGUAAUAACUUGAUGCUCGGGUUUUGGCUUUUACCUUGCAGUGUGUUACUGAUGUUACAAUUGGAUUUAUGAUAAAUAUAAUUUUAAUUCUAAGUUCAGUUACAAUUAUCAUGAUUGCACUAAACAGAAUAUAUAUAUGUGUGUGUGUGUGUGUGUGUGUGUGUGUGUGUGUGUAUUUCCAUAAAUAGUUCAUUUUAAGUCAAAGUAAAGGAUUGGGGUUGACAUCAGGCAAUUUUGUAUUUAUCUGUUUGAGAAACUUCCAUCAUCUUCUUCUGUUGUGUAAGUUUAUUCCUAGUUUGAUUUCUCUAAUCCAGAGAUGAGUUUUUUUUUUUCUUUUUCUUUUUUUUUUUUCUUUUUUGAGAAGAAAGAAAGGAGAAUUUUUUUUAUUUCUUUUCUCUGCAGUUUUACUGUUGAUCUGUACCUUCAAAUGGCGAAAUGCAAUUCAAGUGUUUACAGAACAAGAAGAUGGGUUUGCAAAUGAAGGUCACAUUUAACAAGUUUGGUUUAAUCUAGUAAUUUCUUCCAACAAGACGGUGUUUUACUGUGAGAAUCCUACUUUUAAAUGUUAAAGGGAGUUUUUUCCCCCUAAUAUUUCAGUGCUUGAUUUGGUUGACUGAGAUGAGGUCAUUGUGAGAAUCUUAACAUUUGGAUGUUAUUUUACUCAGUUGUUACUUUACUGUAUUUUGAGUUCAGAAGAUGAAAUUGGCGUCAAAUAGAAGCAGUGAAGCCUAAGAAGAA